Molecule: messenger RNA, 810 nt
Organism: Lipotes vexillifer (Yangtze River dolphin)
Lineage: Eukaryota; Metazoa; Chordata; Mammalia; Artiodactyla; Lipotidae
Gene: SLC25A18
Product: solute carrier family 25 member 18
Exons: 8
Coding region: 1-810 (269 amino acids)
Biological process (GO): malate-aspartate shuttle; aspartate transmembrane transport; L-glutamate transmembrane transport
Molecular function (GO): L-glutamate transmembrane transporter activity; L-aspartate transmembrane transporter activity
Source: RefSeq, a predicted model, not a curated record
AUGGGGCUCGGGGCACUCCUCAAGACCGAGCAUCUGGAUGGGAUGCCAGCCGCAGACUGUGGCUGGAGCCCUGGGCUGGGCCUGUACCUGGGUGUCAGACCCAGUUUCCCGUGUUGCCAGCGCUCAGACCCGGUGCCUGCAGCCUCCCUGUCCCGGCUCCGACCCGCGCGCCCCGCCCACCUUCCCCUGCGGCCUGGAUCCUCUCCGUCCGCCCUCACCUCUGACCUUCGCCAUCUGCUCUCCACGCAGCGGCCGGGACGGCGCCUGCCUCGCUGGAUGCUCUUCCUGGACACCCGCAGCCCUUGCCCUCACGCCCUCUGGGGCCUCAGUGUCACAGCAACACUCAUCAACGGAGACGUGCCAGGGCUCCUGAGGGUGACCCGUGUGUUCCCCGUCGACUUGGCGGAGGCUCGGCUACAGAACCAGCGUGGACAGGAAAUCUACAAAGGAAUUGGGUUGCCAGGGAAGACAGCUCGGGGGGAGGGCUUCCUGGGCGUGAACCAAGGAGCUGCGGUGAACCUGACCGCGGUCACCCCAGAGAAGGCCAUCAAGCUGGCGGCCAGUGACUUCUGGCAGCAGCUCCUGGAGGAAGACGGGGUGCAGCACAAUCUGAAGCUGGAGAUGCUUGCCGGGUGUGGAGCUGGGCUGUGCCAGGCGGUGGUCACCUGUCCCCUGGAAAUGCUCAAGAUUCAGCUGCAGCGUGCUGGGCGCCUGGGCGCCCGGCCACGGCCCUCAUCCGCCAAGGAGCUGCUCCGCACGCAGGACCUGGUUGGGCUCUACUGGGGGCUGGCAGCCGCCCUUCUCAGGUGA